Pelagomonas calceolata is the source of this 542-nucleotide messenger RNA. The record is from the annotation of a GenBank genome assembly. NCBI's taxonomy places the organism in Eukaryota, Pelagophyceae, Pelagomonadales, Pelagomonadaceae.
AUGCUCCUGCGCGUCCUAGGCAUCGCAUGCAUAACGAGCGCGGCCCGCGUCGAGGUCCAGGCCGACGCGACGACGGCCGAGGUCCGAGAAAUCGACUUCGCCCUCAUCUCGGCCGCGGCCGACGGCAACGCGACGGAAGUGAAGCGGCUGCUGGACAAGGGCGCCGACGCGACGGCCAAGACGAAGGAGGGCGAGACGGCGCUCCACACGGCCGGGAUUUCUGGAGACGCCGCGGUCGUGCGGCUCUUGGUCGAGGCCGGCGCGGACGUCCACGCGCGCGUCACGGCGCAGCGAGGUCUACGCAUGCCGCCCCUGGCGUGGUUCGUCUAUGGCCUGCACCUGGAAGGCGCGCGGGCUUUGCAAGAGGCGGGCGCGGACCUCAACUUGGUUUUCGACCGCGAAGACGGCAAGCAGCUCACGGUGUUGGACGUCGCGUCGGGCCUGGCGUCGGGCCACGAGCUCGUCGCCUUUAUCAGGGAGAAGGGCGGGAAGCGGUUCGACGAGCUGACCGAAGGUGAGAGAACAAGGUACGGGGGGCGUAA